AUGCCUUGCGGCUUUCCUUUCCAUUGGGAUCGCUAUGAUAACCCUCGAAUCUCCUACAAAUCAUACGAAUUCCGAGAGCAAUUCUGCGUGGCAGACCAAUCCUCUCGGAUUCAACAGGCAACAUUUGUCUACACUUCUCCAGAUCCUUAUGCUCGGGGGGGAAAACGCAUGAUGACUUGGAGGAUCUAUCUUCCUGCGCGGGAGUCUGAACUGUACAGAGACGCCCCUAAGAAAGUUUCCGUCGCCCACGUUGAGGUGGAUGAGAUGGUGAUGGAAACCUCUUUAGGAAUUGAUCUUACCACAAAUCCUCGCAUCAUGCUCGAGGCUCUCGCUCUAUCCCUAGAGUUAGGGAUGCUAGUUACCAUCGAAGUCGCCAGCUCUAGGACACUAAAGCUGUACCCCGCCAGAAGAAAUAUUCACUAUGGACCUGGAGAGAUUCUCUUUGUCACCACGGAUUGCUCUGGCAGAUCAGAAGUGGCUUGCGUAUUCGACUAG
This is a messenger RNA of Psilocybe cubensis, 495 nucleotides long. RefSeq lists its product as uncharacterized. The transcript has 2 exons. The record is from RefSeq and is a predicted model, not a curated record. NCBI's taxonomy places the organism in Eukaryota, Fungi, Basidiomycota, Agaricomycetes, Agaricales, Agrocybaceae. The coding region runs from base 1 to 495 and encodes 164 amino acids.